AUGGCGACUAUGAUAAAGGAAAAACGGACAGAAAAAAAGAAAACGAAAGACAAAUCAACACAUAAAAGUCAUAUAAAACACAAAUUGGAAGAAGAUUUAAAGUUAGCAGAGAAACCAGAAUCUACUUUAGAAGAUAUUGAAUGUAAUAGUAAGAAAGAUACUACAGUUAGUACAAAAUAUGAUACUGAAAGAAACCCAGCUGGUGAGGAAGAUUCUAGUUUAGAUCUAUCAACUUCUCAUGAUAAAUGCAUUCAAGACCAACAUCAAUCAAGGCAAAAGCCGUCAGGAGUAGAAAUUAAAGUAGAUUCAGAUACAGCAAGCUGUACCAAGGAAAUUAACAAACAGUAUGAAAAAGUUGUAAAAAAUGUUAAUGAGGUCAAUAUUGAAAACGUUAUCAGCCAAAUUGAAACUGCUAAGGAAUCAAUCAGUAGUGAUAAUUCUUGUGAAAUAGAACAUCAAGAUGCUGUUCCAUCAGCACCCAUCUUUGAAGAAGAAACAGCCACAUUUGUUAGUUCACAUAAUGUGGAGCCAGAAAUAGUUAUUCAGGAAAAAUCUAAAGUGGAAUGCAUGCCUUUAGAAGAGGCUGUUAGAAUUUUUGGAGGGAAGGAGAUCACUGAAGUGAGAACUAUUGGUGAAAAGGAAGAGGCUAUUGUGGAAGCUGGACCUAUUAGUGGACCAGAACAUCCCCUUGUAGAUUUAUUGUCAACUUUCAGAUCAUCCUUGAAUGCUGUUGACCGUAGCAGGACUACAAUAAGCAAAGGGUUUAUCGAAGAAGAAAAAUCUAGAUCGUUAUUAUGGAAAGUAGAGAAACGCAAAGUGUAUCUAUCAGAAAAAUGUCCCUGUGGUAAUACAGUCAGCUUGCAGGCUACUUAUGAUCAUGCUGAGCUGCUGAAGGAGAAGUUACCAGCUGCUCGCAUGCGAUUAGAGGCCUUGUCUCGUGAGGUGCAAGACUCCUAUUGCCAUCACCAACACACGGCCCUGUUAGCAUAUUGGCAGGUUGAAGAGUUGGUGUACGAAACGAUUCGUAGCAAUAAGGGAGAAAUUCGUGAAGCACUAUCGCUUAUCCUGCAAGCGCUACGGUUGAGCGACAGUACUUCGGAAGCUUAUUCGAGCGCACUACAACGCUGGGCGGUCGCGUUGUCUGCGUCGCUCCUUCACGGACAGGAUUUAAGACAGCUGAUCUUUCUCAUUCAGCAUCUAUUUAGACAAACGCGUUCCGUACGUUGGGCGGCGCAAGUGAUACGCGUACAAGUGACCGACCUCUGCUCAGCGGCGCGGAUCAUAGCCUUACUCGAACUGAUACUGGCUAGGCCAGGCCUGGAGACUGCUGUAGAGUGUACUGAAGAUUUGGAGGAGGUAUGGGAGGAGGUGGAUAGGCGCGGGGAGGGGAGUGCGGUGCGGGAGGGCCGGCUGCGGGAACGGGACGCGCUCGCCUUGCUCAGGACCUUGCCUUUACGCCAGCUGUUGGCGAAGCUGAUGCUAUUCGCCAGAUCCGAUAUAAGAAGUAGUCAAGAGCAGGAGUGGGGUGACUCAUCGGGCGGGCACGGGGUGAUAAAGGCGGCGUGCGGGGUGCGCGCGCUGCUGCAUGUGGUGCGGCGCGCCACGACUGCGCACGCGCAGUACGCGCGGCUGCAGCGCGCGCUGCGGGCGCUCGCGGCCAACGCGCUGCGGGCACUCGCUGCGCUGCACCUGCACUCCAGAAUGCACUAUUAUCAAGAUCUUCACGAAAAAGUGCUUGCGGAAUUGGAAGCUUGCUUCACAGCUGGCCUGACGUUGCUCGACGCAGCCGACCUGCAUAAGUUGCCGGCAACUCUUCUUAGCGGCGACGCCGCUAGGGACUAUUGCCUCGGCCUCAUGGUGGGGUUACAUGACAAAAGACCACAUCACAUUGGUUCGUUACGCGCUGAACUUCCUGCGUUGGACUGCGACACGUGCGUCCGCAUACUCGUACAAGCUGCGCUCGAUCGUACGGACGAUCGCGAACUAGCGCGGAUACUACUCGACUUCUUGUGUCAGACUGCCAUGAAACCUAAGCCGGCAGCUUGUAAGAACUCUUGCGAGUUGAAGGCUCGCGAAGGUCUGCCGCAACUAUUGGCUGUACACCCGUACCUUCACACCACCAGCUUCCAUAUGUUGGCAGAUUUGAACCAAGCGGAACCAGUAGACCCGGCGUCAGUUAGCUAUCUGUCAGUGGAAGAGUGGCGUCCAAACUCUCACGAGGUGUUGACAGUUCUGGAGGACUGGUCUCAACGGUGCCCACAAUUUAUUGAGCAUUUGUUGCUACAAUUGGAUUACACCCCAUAUGAAGGUUUGUCGCUGGAGACGCAGCUGAGUGUGGGAGCGUGGCUGUGCGGGCACGUGCGCGCUGCGCCGGUGCCGGCCGAGUGGGCGUGGCGCGCGCUGGCCCGCCUGCGCACGCACCGCUCCUACUGGCGCCUGCCGCUCGACGCCCCGCCCCCGCACCACGAACCGGACGACCUCUUCUCCAUCACUGCAGCACUGCUAUCUACGAGUUGGGGCCAUUCUGUGCCCUUGAUAUGCUCCGAGGGCGCGCGUGCGCUGUGCCGUUUGGCGCGAGCGCGGCCGCAGGAGGCAGCGCGGUGCGCGCGCCUCGUCAUGCGCGUCAUGCGCCACUCGCCCGAGUCCGUCGCACUCACACCUGAGUUCACGGAAGUGUUCAGUCUGCUGCUGGGUGCGGGUCCGUCCCUGGUGUCCUGGGCGCUGGGCCGCGGCGGACCCUCCGGUGCUGAGCUGCUGCAGCAAGAGCUAUUAAAUGAAUUUACCAGCUCUCAAUACGAGGGUGGGGCUAUUACUCCGUGGCUGCGAGGUUUGUGGGCGCCCUCUUUGAGCAGUUCAGCUCGAGCCAUUUUGGAUGUUGCCUUAAGGACUACGAGGGACUGGCCCGCGCUCGACUCUACCGUCGCAGCUAUGUUACAGAACGAGAACCGCAGAGAAUACAUAACGGACGCGGUGCGGUGUGUGCGCGAGGCACCGUUGCUGUGCGAGGCCGUGCUGCGCGGCGCGCAUGCGCAGUGCGAGGCGCGCGUCCCGCUGUGGUCGCGUCUGCUGCACGCGCUCGCGCACCAGCGCCACCAUGCGCAGCGCACCCACGUCGACAACGCACUAAAGCAAAUUGGUGUCACAAUGAGUGCAGAGGAUCUAGUGAUAUAUCGUGUGGCGACAGCGGCCCUAUCAGCUCCUUGGCAGCAUCCCGCACAUCUCACGCUUUGGAGAUUAUUUUUUCAUCUUUACCUUCAGAGGCUGCCGUCUGAUCCACAAGACUCAACGCCACCUAUCGGUCCAUUAUUCUUCAGUGGCAUUAUAAAAUCGCGCACUUUAGCACAACUCAAGAAGCGACUACAAGAGACCAUUACCUAUCACCAUAGUCAAGCGGAACAGCUGAAAUCUCAAAUCAACGCCAAAGUACAAACUCAGGAGAAUCCUACAUCGAGUAAAAAUAGUAAAACCAAAACAACGAUUGAGAGUAAUAUGUUUCCAGCAAUAUCGAUAAUCGAUUUGACUGGAGAAUCGAGUUCUAGCGAAACUGAAACCGAUACAUCGGAUGAAGAAAAAGAAGGAAUAAGAGUUAAGGAAGAACAAGAAAUAAAUAAGGAGACCACGGGAAGUACACGAGAUACGCUCCAUCUAUCAAAUUAUCACGCUGCAGCAGAAAAAUUGGUUCGCGAGUACGCUCGUUGGUUGGAGGAGGGGGAUAAAGUACGAGCAGCUCCCCACCACGCUGAUAUCGCAAGGUUCAUUUCCGAACAGAGUUUGGACGCGGCGUGGAGAAGUUCCCUGGCGGGCUGGUCGGGCGAGCGCUCGCCGCCGCAGCGCCGGGCGCCGCGCAAGCCGCCGCCACUUCCCUUGCAGAUGGCUAUCGACAACAUACUCAAAGUCAAUGAUCGCUCGUCUACGAGACCACGUGUACCAGAUAUCAAGCCUGUACUAGACGGUGAUAACAACUUGGCAGAUGCCCGCGUCGUUUACGGCCUCGUUGAUAAAUAUUUGAAGGACAUCGAAGCACUUGCCAAGGAAUGGGCUAGUGACGUGGAGCGGUUAUGCAAGUUGGACAGCAAGGUAUGGGAACUAGUGGCAGCGUUACGAGUGAGGCGUCCCUUACCAGCGUGCCUGAAGAAAUGUGAGAACAACUGCAAGCCGCUCACCUUCGUCAUACAGAAAGACGAGUGGGUUAUAUCGACAGGAGCUGAACAAGGGAUACAAGAGAACAGGCGCAGUGCCUCGGCAGUGCUGCGUAGAGUGGCGCGACCUCGACCGCACGCCGCACGCCUUGCAGCUGCCUUACACACUCUUGCCAGAAGUGUGCGCAGUGGCGAGGCCGCGGCGCGCGUGGCGGAGCGCGCGGCGCGCAGCGCGGCCGCGGCGGCGCUCUGCCCGCUCGCCGACAGCCUGCUGCACUCGCUCGUUUCUUAUCUCGCAGAGCGGUGGCUGUGCGGCGAGGCGUCGCGGUGCGUGCCGCUGGUGGCGCGCUGGGGCGGUGCGGGGGGCGGCGCGGCGCGGCUGUGCGGCGCGCUGGUGGCGCCGCGCCGGCUGCCGGCCGCCGCGCACGCGCAGCUGUACCGCGCGCUGCUGCACGCCCCGCUGCCGCCGCACGCCGCCUUCAGCUGCCUCUCCAAGUUCGAAAUGAGUUCGUGGACAGAAAAAGUUGACUCUACACAGAGAGAGGAAAUGCUGGAUCUGCUGAUAGAAGCAGCUCAGCGUUGGGGACCCAAUCCCGACCCCGAAUACCAUAUUUUAUUAGAGCUGGUGGGUGUUCACCUGGAGGCAGUGUGCGGGGCGCAGGAGCUGUGCGGGCUGCUGGCGAGCUGCUCGCGGGCCGCCGCGCGCGCCGCGCUGCCGGCCGCAGCCUGCACGCACCUCACCAACGCAGCACGCAAGCUCGCGCACCAUCUCAACUCCAAUCAGUUGGGAAAUUUACUAAGGGAACUGGGCGUCAUCUGGUGGGAGACUCGAACGGCUGCCAACGCGGAGAGUCACACGUACGAACCGUACGCGCCCCACGUGGCCGAGUUGCUAAGUAUCUUGCAGCGCGCCUUCGUGGCGGCUACCCGCACGUUGGGGCAUGACGUCGAAAAGCUGUCAUGGUUCGCGUGGUGCGCCUUGCGGGAGGCGUGGGCUGCGUGGGUGCAGGCGGGUGACGUGGCGCCGCUGCUGAGCGUCGUGGACGGCUCCGACGCGUAUGCGAACCUGCUUCAACGCUUCCUCGACACACUACGCCUCACCAUAGAUGACUGUCCAGGAAGCGAAGAAUACAUCCUGCGGUACGUUUGGGAGUGGGCAGUCCACACAUACCUCGGCGUUUCCACGUCGCGUGCGUCGCAAGAGAGCCGCGUGCAAGUGUCGGCACUGCUGGGCACGCUGGGCGCUCUGGACUGGACGCGGCAACAGUGGGUGCAUGCCGGCUGCCUGCCGCUCGCACUGCAGGUGAGUCGGAGUGAGGACAAGGAGCUGACGAGCUGGUGCUGCAGCACGUGGCGGGGUACCGCAGCCGCCUCGUGGCUCCGCGGCGUAACCGACCACCAGCUGGCGCCGCAGCUCGCCGCACUGCUCGCUCUAUUGUGCUCCCCGCAGCUCCAGUUCUCGCCACAGACUCUAGAAGAAGCGACGCACUUGCCAUGGUGGCGACUGCCUGAGGCAGCACUGGAUACUGCCAUGGAGCAGUUCUUCGUCGAUCACCAUAACCCAGCGCUUCCUUACCACGAGGUUCCACAGUUCAGGCUGAUGUUGGGUGCGAGCCAGCUGGUGGCGGGCGGGGCAGCUGAGGCAGCGGGGGCGUGCGGGGCGGGCGGGGCGGCGCGGGCACGGCGGCUGCGCGGCGUGUCGCAGUGCGUGCGCGCGUUCUCGGCGCCCGCGCUGCUCACGCACGUGCGCGCGCACACUGCCUUCCUGCUGCGAACGCUCGCCGAACUCGCGCCUCAAAUAGAAAACUCUGAAGGAGAAUUAGAAGAACUACUCAGCAGAGCGAUCGUCAUCUUGUGUAUAGAACCGGCAGCUGAGGCGGCCUUACCGGUGUGGGAGCAGUGGGUGCAGCAGAGCAGUGGCACGCUGCGGCUGGCGUGCGCUUGUGCGGUGGGCUCGCUCACAACACUCGACCGCUUCUGCGCACUCGCCGAGUGCGUCGCGCGUGCGCAUAUGGCACAGCCAGAUGGUGGGGGGUGGGCAGCGCUGCGUGGGCGCUGGAGUGCGUGCGUGUGGGCGGCUGACGUGGCCAGUGAGGCGGCGGCCGCACGCCGCGCAGCGCACGCCGCCUACGCGCUGCACACGCACGCACACACGCACGCGUCUGCGGCCGCGCUGCUCGCACUCGCCGACACGCUCUUCACCAGUGGCGACGACGAGCCCAUCGCAGCCGUGUGGGUGUGUGUAGCGUGUCGAGUGGGGCGGGGGUGCGAGGCGGGGCGCGGGGAGGCGCGCAGCUUGGUGUCGCGCGGCGCGCAGGAGCCGCGGCGCUCGCUGCUGCGCGUCGUGUCGCUGCAGCAGCGCGCCGCACACAACGCACGCAUCCGCCUUCUGUGUCGCUUCGCUCAGUGCAUCCUAAACCCUGAGUCGGAGAAUUUAGUCCGUGCGUACGAAGCAACGUGCGCAGCUGUACUCGGUUCCAACGCUGCCGAUGUGAUGGCGUGGGGCAAAGCGCCCAGUGCGAAACUCCUACCACGUCUCGCUCUAAGGCUAUUUCCAGGGAAGGAGGUAUACUUUAAGGAAGAACUAGAUAUGGUACCCGAAGAUGCUUAA
Messenger RNA from Parnassius mnemosyne (clouded apollo), 6750 nucleotides. Lineage: Eukaryota; Metazoa; Arthropoda; Insecta; Lepidoptera; Papilionidae. The record is from the annotation of a GenBank genome assembly.